AUGAAGCGUCGCGCCAGUAUUGACGAUGACAGUGGAUCCGAGGUUGGUGCUCCAGUUGCGAAGAAAUCGAAAAGCGGGCCGUCCUCAAGUCGCAUCUCGGAUAUUCAUAAAGACGAUGACGGUAACCCAUUUUGGCAGCUGCCUAAAAGUCGCAGAGUUACUGUCUCCGAAUUCAAGAAGGCCACUUAUGUGAAUAUCCGUGAAUAUUAUGAGAAGGAUGGCAAAGUACUUCCGGGGAAGAAGGGAAUAUCGCUUAGCUUGGAUCAAUACAGAGAGUUCUUGAAAGCCAUUCCAUCCAUUAACGCCGAACUUAGAAGAAUAACCGGCCAAAGCUUCAAUGAUCCUGACGAUAAUUCCCUACCGUCUACCAAGGCGAAUCGGUCAUCAAAGGCACCAUCAAAGUCUAACAUCGAGACAACGAGCGACGAGGACGAUGCCUAG
Messenger RNA from Scedosporium apiospermum, 441 nucleotides. RefSeq lists its product as uncharacterized. Gene Ontology annotation, molecular function: DNA binding; transcription coactivator activity. Gene Ontology annotation, biological process: positive regulation of transcription initiation by RNA polymerase II. The record is from RefSeq and is a predicted model, not a curated record. Lineage: Eukaryota; Fungi; Ascomycota; Sordariomycetes; Microascales; Microascaceae. The transcript has 3 exons. Bases 1 to 441 code for a protein of 146 amino acids.